AGCUCGAGUGGUCUGAGAUUCUUAAAGAGACAGGGUGUGAGCGGCUUCCCAGAGCGGAAAGAGGGUCAGGGGAGGGGGACGCGUUCCUUCAGUCGGGGAUCACCAGGCAGUUCCCCAGCGUGGGCGAAACACCCGGGCGCCGCCCCUGCGGGCUUCGAACUACAAUUCCCAGAGGACGCGAGGAGGGGAGACGCCCGACGUCCAUCGCGGAAGCUGCUGGGGAUUGUAGUCCCAGCCUACGACUUUGGACUCAGUUGCUGGGUAAAUCUGUAAAGAUCCAACCCAUCCUUUUUACCGACGGGGAGAUCGAGCCUCAGAGACUCGAGGGUUUACUGAUUUAGCGAGGCUCUCUUCUCGCCUUAGGGGCGGGGCAUGUGAGUCUUUCCCAGCCUCCAACCUUCUACCUCUUUGGUGGCGUCCACACCUUCUUCCUAAGAAGGGGGAAACUAAGCCUGGAGGGGUGGGUAAGGGAUUCAGGACGCUGUCUCCCUCAGUCACCGCGAGGUUAAAGUCGAGUCUAUCUACGUGGUCAGGUCGCCCUCGGCUUCCGGUCCUCGCCCUUUCUGUCUGUGAAAUGGACUUUCGGUGAUUCCCAAUGGGAACGUCUCAGGCUGCGUCCUGCCCCUCCAGGACUACAAGUCCCAAGGUGCUCGAGGCGACCCCUACUCCCCCUCCCCUCCGGGACCCGCCUCCCUCCGGCCGGAGUCACGUCGUCUAACCUGUUCCCGGCGCCUGCCCCGCCCCGUCCUGCGCUCCCCGCAGCCGGAGCCGGAGCCGGAGGAAGUCCCCCGGUGCCAGGAUCUGCCCGGGAUCCGCGCCCCGCUUCCGCCGGCACCAUGGACAGCGAGGCAUUCCAGAGCUCGAGGGACCUUCUGGACCUGAACUUCCAGUCUCUGGCCAUGAAGCACAUGGACCUGAAGCAGAUGGAGCUGGAUACAGCGGCGGCCAAGGUGGACGAACUGACCAAACAGCUGGAGUCGCUGUGGUCAGACUCGCCCACACCUCCCGGCUCGCAGACUGGAGCCCCCCCUAGGCUGUCCCGGUACAGCUUCAGCCCGGUCCCCGAGCCCUUCAGCAGCCGCGGGUCUCCCCGGAAGGUGGCCACCGACGGUGCAGACACCUCGUUCGGACGCUCCGAGAGCGCCCCGGCUUUGCACCCCUACAGCCCGCUGUCCCCGAAAGGCCGGCCCUCGUCACCGCGCACCCCGCUCUACCUGCAGCCGGAUUCCUACGGCAGCCUGGACCGCGCGCCCUCGCCCCGGCCCCGCCCCUUCGAUGGCACAGGCAGCCCCCUCGGCCGUGCGCCCUCCCCGCGGCCCGGAUCGGGCCCGCUCCGCCAGCAGGGUCCCUCCACGCCCUUCGACUUCCUGGGCCGCGCUGGUUCCCCGCGGGGCAGCCCCCUGGCCGAGGGGCCCCAGGCCUUCUUCCCCGAGCGCGGGCCCUCGCCUCGCCCCCAGACUUCAGCUUAUGACACGCCCGUGGCCUUUGGGAGCCCCCUACUGGGCGCGGGCGGUAGCGCUUUCGCCCCACCUCUGCGCGCUCAAGACGACUUAACGCUGCGCCGGCGGCCCCCCAAAGCCUGGAAUGAGUCUGACCUGGACGUGGCAUACGAGAAGAAAUCUUCACAGACAGCGAGCUACGAACGCCUGGACGUCUUCUCGCGGCCUGCUUCGCCAGGCCUGCAGCUGUUACCCUGGAGAGAGAGCAGCCUGGACGGGCUGGGGGCCACCAGCAAGGACAACCUCACCAGCGCCACUCUGCCCCGCAAUUACAAGGUCUCCCCUCUGGCCAACGACAGGCGAUCUGAUGUGGGCAGCUACCGCAGAUCGCUGGGCUCCGCGGGGCCAUCAGGCACUUUGCCCCGCAGCUGGCAGCCUGUCAGCCGCAUCCCCAUGCCCCCUUCCAGCCCCCAGCCCCGCGGUGCCCCGCGCCAGCGCCCCAUCCCCCUCAGCAUGAUAUUCAAGCUGCAGAAUGCCUUCUGGGAGCAUGGGGCCAGCAGGGCCAUGCUCCCUGGCUCCCCCAUCUUCUCCCGAGCACCACCGCCUAAGCUGCCUCCCCAGCCCCAGGCACCCCCUCAGCCUCAGCCACCCCCUCAGCCCCAGCCCCAGCUUCCUCCCCAGCCCCAACCCCAACCCCAACCACAGCCCCAGCCUCAAACCCCUGCCCCUCAACCUCCCCAACAGACUUGGCCCCCUGUGAGUGAAGGCCCCCCCAAGCCUCCCCCUGAGCUGGAGCCUGAGCCGGAGCUCGAGGGGCUGCUGACGCCAGUGCUGGAGGCUGGUGAUGUAGAUGAAGGCGCUGUCACCCGGCCCCUCAGCCCCACGAGGCUGCAGCCAGCACUGCCACCCGAGGCACAGUCAGUGCCCGAGCUGGAGGAGGUGGCACGGGUUCUGGCAGAGAUACCGCGGCCCCUCAAACGUAGGGGAUCCAUGGAGCAGAGCCCCGCUGUAGCCCUGCCCCCCACCCACAAGAAGCAGUACCAGCAGAUCAUCAGCCGCCUCUUCCAUCGUCACGGUGGGCCUGGGGGGCCUGAGCCCGAACUGUCCCCCAUCAGUGAGGGAUCCGAAGCGAGGGCAGGGCCCCCUGCUCCUGCCCCACCAGCUCUCCUCCCACCCCCAGCCCUGCCCCAGAUCAGCCCACCAGAGCAGCUGCAGAGCAUGGAGAUGCGCUCGGUGCUGCGGAAGGCGGGCUCUCCGCGCAAGGUCCGCCGCGCGCGCCUCAACCCGCUUGUGCUCCUGCUGGACGCCGCGCUGACCGGGGAGCUGGACGUGGUGCAGCAGGCGGUGAAGGAGAUGAACGACCCGAGCCAGCCCAACGAGGAGGGCAUCACCGCCCUGCACAACGCCAUCUGCGGCGCCAAUUACCCCAUCGUGGACUUCCUCAUCGCGGCCGGCGCCAACGUCAACUCCCCCGACAGCCACGGCUGGACACCGUUGCACUGCGCGGCGUCGUGCAACGACACGGCCAUCUGCACGGCGCUGGUGCAGCACGGCGCAGCAAUCUUCGCCACCACGCUCAGUGACGGAGCCACCGCCAUCGAGAAGUGCGACCCCUACCGCGAGGGUUACGCUGACUGCGCCACUUACCUGGCAGAUGUGGAGCAGAGCAUGGGGCUGAUGCACAACGGGGUGGUCUACGCCCUCUGGGACUACAGCGCGGAGUUUGGGGACGAGCUGUCCUUCCGCGAGGGCGAGUCGGUCACUGUGCUGCGGAGGGACGGACCCGAGGAGACGGACUGGUGGUGGGCCGCACUACAUGGCCAGGAGGGCUACGUACCCCGUAACUACUUCGGGCUCUUUCCCAGGGUGAAGACUCAGAGGAAUAAGGUCUAGCUGCACAGAAGGACGUUGCCAAGGGAGGCAGGAGGGAGCAGCCUUGCCUUUGCCCCAGACCUCUUCCUCAGUAACUGCUGCGUCUCUUUGGGCCCCAAGCCCUACAGGGUUGGGGUCCUCACCUCUAGCUCUCUGCUUCCCUGGAAGCCCAAGGGAGAAGGAGAACCUCAGCCUUGCAUUUAGAAACUGCCUUAGCCACGGGAGAUCACCUUGAGGCUGGGAAUCAUUGGAGGCAAGAGACUCCCCCACCACCUUCCUCCAUUUCCAAAUCAGAUCCCGUCCAAAGUGCCUCCCACUCCUACUGCCAACCCCUCCCACCCCUUCAAAACAAGCUAACACACCAUCCUAGGGGAGCCUGGGAUGUGUCACCUCCACUGGAUUUCCCUGGGAGUCACCUCUGCCCCCAUCUCUCCAGGGCUGGGCGAGACACCCUGGUCUCCCACCUCUCCCCAGUCAAGUGCCUUCACCCAGUGCUGGUUUUAUAACCAAAUGGGGACAUUUUUCCUUAUAAAUAAAGGUAGUUUGCACCAAAAUUGACUUCCCUCUCUUUGGAUCCCCCUCUGACCUAAUAAGUGCUCAUCACCCUUACGGAUUUCGACAAACCAGUUUUAAGGAAGCCCCUUUCUAAGGGAUUUCUGUCAUGUAGAUCCAAUACUUCUUCCAAACACACCUGUUUUUUGUGGGGGUUUUUUUAUGGGGGGAGAGGGGGUUUUUUGUUUUUUGUUUUUUUGGUAGUGUCUUGAUCUUUUUUCAUGUUUUGGAUUCUUCCUUUAUGUCUUUAAACAUUUUAAGCUUAUUUUAUGGUGUAUGUAUGAUAAUUCUAUAGUCUGAAGUUUGGGGCCAUCUACUUUUAUAAUUUGCUGUGUCUGCUGGUUCUCACUCAUGGUGGAUUUUUUCCUCGUGUGUGUUGAAAUUAUGGAUUGGGAGACCGUCUUCAACAAGGCUUUAUCUUCCCGAAAUCCAGGCGGCCUUGUUGAGGGUGUGACCCUGAAGAGUGACUUUCCUUUGCUUCUGCCCCCACUUCUUUAUUGUGUAAACUGAUUUUUGGUAAAGCACAGGCAUAUAUCUCCUCUGUGUAUUUCCUGACAAAUCCUAAGGCGACAGCAUUGUUGUUGUCUGAGAUGUCCAAUACCAUAGCCACCCACCUCAUGUGGCUAUUUAAAUUUAAAUUAAUUAAAAUUAAAUAAAAAUUAAGGAUCAUCU
Messenger RNA from Callorhinus ursinus (northern fur seal), 4535 nucleotides. The record is from RefSeq and is a predicted model, not a curated record. Lineage: Eukaryota; Metazoa; Chordata; Mammalia; Carnivora; Otariidae.